AUGGCAGACCAAGACCUCCUCCUCUUCGCCCGCGAAUCCGCCUCCCGCUCCGACGACCUCUACGCCCUCCUCUCCCUCGACGCCACAGCCACCGACCAGGACGUCCGCCGCGCCUUUCGCAAAAAAGCCCUAACCGCGCACCCCGACAAGGCGGGCGACAACUACGACCCCGCGUUGUACGAGCGGCUGGAGCGCACGAGAGAUGUCCUCCUCAACCCUGAGGCCAAAGAAGUCUACAACAAUGGGAUGAAAGCCGUUCUUGAAAAGAAACGACAGAGGGAGCAGAUGGGCGCGAAGAGGAGGCAGUUGGUUGAGGAGCUAGAACGUAGGGAGGAGGAGGCGAAACGGCAGAAGACGGAUGGGGAGGGAGAUGGCGGGAGGGACAAGGUUAGGGAUAUGGCUGCGCGGGGGAGGCGGAAGAUGGAGGAGUUGAGACGGAAGAGGGAGGAAGCCGAGGAGCGGGAGAGGGCUGUUAGGGAGAGGGACGAGGCGGAACAACAACAGCAAAAGCAGGAGAAGGCGGAGGAAAAGGAUUAUGAUGGGGAGAUUGCCGAGCUGGAGAGGAGACUGGCCGAGAAGCAGAGGUUAAAGGCGGAGAAGAAAAAGGCCAAGAGGAAGGAGGAGACCAAGAAUGAGGACCAGGCAACAUCAUCAUCACUCCCUUCUGACACCAUCAGGAAAGAAAAGGAUAUGGCUGACCGUGGUGAAAAGGUCUCGGCUGCGACGACGACGACAACCACGACAAAUGCGAAUAGUGAUGCUGGGGCGACGGGGCAGCCGGGGCACAAGUUUGCUUCUACUAUGGCGAGACUGAGGGCUGCACAGGCGAAGAAGGAUGAGGAGAAGAGAAGGAGAGAGGAGGAGGAGGCGAAGGCAGCCGCUGCUUCGUAG
This is a messenger RNA of Podospora bellae-mahoneyi, 891 nucleotides long. RefSeq lists its product as uncharacterized. The transcript has a single exon. The coding region runs from base 1 to 891 and encodes 296 amino acids. Gene Ontology annotation, cellular component: spliceosomal complex. Gene Ontology annotation, biological process: spliceosomal complex disassembly. Lineage: Eukaryota; Fungi; Ascomycota; Sordariomycetes; Sordariales; Podosporaceae. The record is from RefSeq and is a predicted model, not a curated record.